CGUGUGGAGCACGCCCAGGACUGUUAUCUUUCACAAAGCUUCUUUCUAACAUUUGUCGACAACAGGAAGCAAACUUGUUCACUUGUGAUCCGACGGUGAAUGUGAUGGAAGAUAUUAGUGUUUUAUCGGAAAGCAUUAUUCAAAUAGAAGCUGUAAGCAUUUUCUAUAAUGUAUAUUUGAUAUACUGUUAGAGCGUGAUAUGCCAAUAUUUAAGAUAGCCUACGAUUAAGGGUACCCAAACGAAGACUAUCAUGUAGUUAAUGAAACGCGAAAUGAGUUAUACUGUAUGUUCUAAGUGCAGCAUAUGUUAACAGUACACACAUUUUUUGUGUUACCUCCAGUUCCAAGAAGAACCGGUUGAUGUGAAGGAAGAAUUUCCUGGAAUGCCUCUACAUGAAGAAAAGAAACGUUUUGCAAUGUUCUAUCCCUCUGAACUUUGGCAGCAGUAUGGAACUUCCGUUUUCCCUGAAGCUAGGUUUUAUAGAAAAAUAAAAGAUAAAGCCAUCGGAUUUAGCCCACAUGCCUGCAGCAGACGAGACGAUAGAAAUAUUGCAGAAUCAGAAAUACGUAAAUGUAAUUGCUACAAAAGAAUAACGGCUACAGCAAUUGUUACAUUGUUAAUUCUUCAUUAUAUAUCAUAA
Gryllus bimaculatus (two-spotted cricket) is the source of this 641-nucleotide messenger RNA. The record is from the annotation of a GenBank genome assembly. NCBI's taxonomy places the organism in Eukaryota, Metazoa, Arthropoda, Insecta, Orthoptera, Gryllidae.